AUGGGUCUUAACUUGGAGGAAAUCUAUGGCCAAUCUUUAGUUGAAGAGCAGAAACCUCACGAGUAUUCAGAGUACCAACCAAAGCAAGGCUAUGGCUGGGCCAACACCUUGCCCGAGCGGCAGGGUCUCUACGAUCCUGAAUAUGAAAAAGAUGCUUGUGGUGUAGGCUUUGCUGCUCACAUCAAGGGCAAGCCAAGCCACAAGAUUGUCAGCGAUGCUCGGAAUCUGCUUUGUAACAUGACGCAUCGUGGAGCGGUGGGCUCUGAUGCUCGAGACGGUGAUGGUGCUGGUGUGAUGACUAGUAUCCCCCAUAAGUUCUUUAUUAAAAAUUUCGCUCGUGAGGUUGGAGUUGACCUCCCUCCACUGGGCCAGUAUGCCGUUGGCAACCUGUUUUUCAAGCCCGACCCCGAAUCCCUCAAGGAGUCCACAGCAAGCUUUGAAGAAAUCGCAACAUCCCUUGGAUUGCGCGUGCUGGGCUGGCGUGAGGUUCCUUGCGACUCCACCAUUCUGGGUCCGGCUGCUCUCUCUCGUGAGCCUAUUAUCAUGCAGCCGUUCGUCGUGCUGAAGUCAGCGUACGGUGAUGGAAACAAGCCAGAGGUUACUGACCCCGAGUCUUUUGACGAGAAGAAAUUCGAGCUUCAGUUGUAUGUUCUACGGAAGCGGGCAACCCAUGUCAUCGGUCUUGCCAACUGGUUCUACCUCUGCUCCUUGAGUAACAGAAACAUUGUCUACAAGGGUCAAUUGGCCCCCAUCCAGGUGUACCAGUAUUACCACGACUUGCUCAACGUGGACUAUGAAGGCCACUUUGCUCUCGUCCACUCUCGUUUCUCUACAAACACAUUCCCCUCUUGGGACCGUGCACAGCCUUUGCGGUGGGCUGCCCACAACGGUGAAAUCAACACUCUGCGCGGAAACAAGAACUGGAUGCGGGCUAGAGAAGGUGUGCUCAGGUCUGAGAUUUUCGGUGAUGAGCUGGAUUCGCUGUACCCCAUUGUUGAGGAAGGUGGUUCCGACUCGGCUGCCUUUGACAAUGUUUUGGAGUUGCUCAUGAUCAACGGUGUUUUGUCGCUGCCCGAGGCGGUCAUGAUUAUGAUACCCGAAGCCUGGCAGGACAACCCAGCCAUGGGACCUGCAAAGACUGCCUUCUACGAAUGGGCUGCUUGCCAAAUGGAGCCUUGGGAUGGCCCUGCUCUCUUUACAUUCUCGGAUGGGCGAUACUGCGGUGCAAAUCUUGACCGUAACGGUCUGCGCCCUUGCCGUUUCUAUGUUACAGACGAUGACCGUAUCAUCUGUGCGUCAGAAGUGGGUGCUGUCGACGUUGACCCCGAACGAGUGAUCCAAAAGGGUCGCCUGCAACCUGGCAAGAUGCUCCUGGUUGACACUGUGGCUGGCCGCAUCAUUGAUGACUCUGAACUGAAGCAAACUGUUGCUAACCGCCAGAACUUUGCUGCAUGGCUGGAUAAAGAACUUCUGAAGCUGCCAGCUAUCAACGAGAAGCUCAUCGAGCAGAACAUCAACCUUGGCUACAAUAUUGACGACACCACAGUGCAGAAUGACCCCCGACUUAAGGCUUUCGGCUACUCCUUUGAACAGGUCAGUCUGCUCCUCGGCCCCAUGGCUGCGGACUCGAAGGAAGCACUUGGUUCCAUGGGUAACGAUGCCCCGCUGGCCUGUAUUGCUGAACAGCCUCGCCUUCUUUACGAAUACUUCCGCCAGCUUUUCGCGCAGGUAACCAACCCGCCUAUUGAUCCUAUCAGAGAGGCCGUCGUCAUGUCUCUGGAGUGCUACGUCGGUCCCCAGGGUAAUCUUUUGGAAAUGGACCCAUCCCAGUGCCGCCGCCUGCUUCUCCCGUCUCCCGUCUUGACCAUCCCCGAGUUCAAUGCCCUGAAGAACGUCACCCAGGUCCACAAAGACUGGACUGUGAAGACCAUCGACAUCACCUUCGAGAAGAAGAAGGGAGUCCCAGGGUACAUGGAGGCUCUCGAUGCUAUCUGCGAUGCCACUACCGAGGCCAUUCAGAACGGUGAUAAGGUUAUUGUACUGUCUGACCGUGCUACUUCGGAAGACCGCGUUCCUGUCUCUGCUCUUCUGGCCACUGGUCUUGUCCAUCACCACUUGGUUCGCAACAAGUGGAGGUCUCUGGCCGCUCUGGUUGUCGAGACUGCAGAGGCUCGUGAAGUUCACCACCUGUGUGUUUUGGUUGGUUAUGGUGCCGAUGCCGUCAACCCCUAUCUGGCUAUGGAAUGUAUCCUGAAGAUGAACCGUGAGAAGUUGAUCCGCAAGCAGCUUCCCGAUGAAAAGGUCAUUGAUAACUACAAGGCCUCCUGUGAUGGUGGUAUCCUGAAAGUCAUGAGCAAGAUGGGUAUCUCUACUCUGCAGUCGUACAAGGGUGCUCAAAUUUUUGAGGCGCUUGGUAUUGAUGAUAGCGUCAUUGACCGUUGCUUUGCUGGAACCGCAAGCCGAAUCCGAGGCUUGACUUUUGAGCUCAUCGCACAGGACGCCUUUGCUUUCCACGAAAAGGGCUUCCCGUCCCGUUCCAUCGUCGAGAUUCCUGGACUCCCCGAAUCCGGCGAAUACCACUGGCGUGAUGGUGGCGAACAGCACAUCAAUGACCCAAUCAGCAUUGCUAAUAUUCAAGAUGCUGUGCGCACAAAGAAUGACAAAUCCUAUGAGGCUUAUGCCAAGGAUGCACAUGAACGUAUCAAGGACUGCACUCUCCGUGGAAUGCUUGAUUUCGACUUUGAGCAGCGUACACCUAUCCCGAUUGACCAGGUUGAACCUUGGACUGAGAUUGUCCGCCGAUUUGUGACUGGUGCUAUGUCCUACGGGUCUAUUUCCAUGGAAUCUCACUCGACCCUGGCUAUCGCUAUGAACCGUCUUGGUGGUAAGUCUAAUACCGGAGAGGGUGGCGAAGACUCCGAGCGGAGCAAGAGGAUGGAGAAUGGAGACACCAUGCGGUCCGCGAUUAAGCAGAUUGCUUCAGGCCGUUUCGGUGUGACUUCCCACUACUUGGCCGAUGCCGAUGAACUGCAGAUCAAGAUGGCCCAAGGCGCAAAGCCCGGUGAAGGUGGUGAGCUACCGGGUCAUAAGGUUGUUGGCCCUAUCGCUCACACUCGUUACUCGACCCCUGGUGUCGGUCUGAUCUCACCACCACCUCACCACGACAUUUACUCCAUUGAGGAUCUUAAGCAACUCAUCUACGAUCUAAAGUGCUCUAACCCCCGUGCGCGUGUAUCCGUCAAACUUGUUUCGGAAGUUGGAGUAGGAAUUGUCGCCUCUGGUGUUGCCAAGGCCAAGGCCGAUCACGUCUUGAUUUCUGGGCACGAUGGUGGUACCGGCGCUUCUCGCUGGACCGGUAUCAAGUAUGCCGGUCUUCCAUGGGAACUGGGCCUUGCUGAGACUCAUCAAACUUUGGUUCUGAACGACCUGCGUGGCCGUGUGGUUGUGCAGACUGAUGGUCAACUUCGUACUGGUCGUGAUCUCGCUGUUGCAUGUCUGCUUGGAGCCGAAGAAUAUGGCUUUGCCACGACUCCCUUGAUUGCCAUGGGUUGCGUGUUUAUGAGAAAAUGCCAUUUGAAUACUUGUCCUGUCGGUAUUGCGACCCAGGAUCCCGAGUUGAGGAAGAAGUUCCAGGGCACGCCCGAGCACGUGAUCAACUUCUUCUACUAUGUCGCCAAUGAGAUGCGCGCAAUCAUGGCCAAGCUUGGUAUCCGUACUGUCAAUGAGAUGAUUGGACGCGCCGAGCUGCUGAGGGUCAGAGACGAUCUCCGGAAUGCUAAGCAGGAGAGAAUCGAUCUUUCGCUCAUUCUUACCCCCGCUCACUCGCUUCGUCCUGGUGUUGCGACGUACAACGUUCGCAAGCAAGACCACCGUCUUCAUACUCGCCUUGACAACAAGUUGAUUGCUGAAUCCGAACUUGCGUUGGAGAAGGGCCUGCCUUGCAGAGUCGAGUGUGAUGUUGUCAACACUGACCGUGGUCUGGGUGCCACCCUGUCUUACCAGAUCAGUCGUCGCUACGGCGAAGCUGGUCUUCCGCAAGAUACCAUCCAUGCCAACAUUAAGGGAUCUGCUGGUCAAUCCUUCGGUGCUUAUCUUGCCCCAGGUGUCACUCUUGAACUUGAGGGUGAUUCCAACGACUAUGUCGGUAAGGGUCUUUCGGGAGGUCGUCUCAUCAUCUACCCACCUCGUGGCGCUGCAUUCAAGGCAGAGGAGAACGUCAUUGUCGGUAACACCUGUCUUUAUGGUGCUACUAGGGGUACCUGUUACUUCCGUGGUAUGGCAGCUGAGCGUUUUGCUGUUCGUAACUCUGGUGCUACUGCUGUCGUUGAAGGUGUUGGUGACCACGGCUGUGAGUACAUGACCGGCGGCCGUGUUCUCGUCCUGGGCUCUACUGGACGUAACUUUGCUGCUGGUAUGUCUGGUGGUAUUGCCUACAUUCUGGACGUGAACGAGGACCUUCACUCCAAGGUCAACAUGGAAAUGGUUGAGGUUUCGGGUCUUGAAGAUCCUACUGAAAUCGCCUUCGUUCGCGGUUUGAUCGAAGACCACCACCACUACACUGGCUCUGAGCUUGCUGCCCGUGUUCUCUUGGACUUUACCCGUGCUCUCCCUCACUUUGUCAAGGUUCUUCCCAUUGACUACAAGCGAACUCUGGAGGAGGAAGCUGCCAAGGCCGCGGCUGCUAAGAAGGCGGAAUUCACGCUUCCUCAGCUGCCUAGCACACCGGCCAACGCCGAGAAGCCCAAGCACAAGACUGAGGGAGAUGCCAAGAAGGCUGAAAUGCUGGAUAUUGAGGACAGUAUCAGCGACUCGAAAACCGAGAAGAAGCGCUCGGCUCUUGUUCUUGAUAAGACCAGGGGCUUCAUGAAAUAUAGCCGUCGCAGCGAGAAAUACCGCAACCCGGUGACCCGUACCCGAGACUGGGCUGAGCUUUCCAACCGGCUAAGUGAGGAUGAGCUUAAGUACCAAUCUGCUCGUUGCAUGGACUGUGGUGUUCCCUUCUGCCAGUCUGACACUGGUUGCCCAAUCUCCAACAUCAUUCCCAAGUGGAACGAACUCGUUUUCCAGAACCAGUGGCAGGAUGCUUUGAACCGUUUGCUCAUGACCAACAACUUCCCCGAGUUUACCGGGCGUGUCUGCCCUGCUCCUUGUGAAGGUGCCUGUGUCUUGGGUAUCAAUGAAGACCCCGUUGGUAUCAAGUCUAUCGAGUGUGCCAUCAUCGACCGUGGAUUCGAGAUGGGCUGGAUGGUCCCUCGCCCCCCUAAGACCCGUACUGGCCGUACUAUUGCUGUCAUUGGAUCUGGCCCCGCUGGUCUUGCAGCUGCUGAUCAACUCAACCGUGCUGGCCACAGCGUCACUGUUUAUGAGCGUGCUGACCGUAUUGGUGGCCUGCUCAUGUAUGGUAUCCCCAACAUGAAGCUUGACAAGAAGGUCGUGCAGCGUCGUGUUGACUUGAUGGCUGCUGAGGGCGUUAAGUUUGUUACCAGCGUUGCCGUUGGCCCUGAUAGCGAGGUUUCCUUGCAGUCCUUGCGCCGGACCAACGACGCAGUCAUCAUUGCCACCGGUGCUACAGUCGCUCGUGACCUAAAGGUUACCGGCCGUGAACUUGACGGAGUUCACUUUGCCAUGCAAUUCUUGCACCGUAACACCAAGUCGCUCCUUGACUCUGGUCUUUCCGAUGGCGAGUACAUCUCCGCCAAGGACAAGCACGUCGUUGUCAUUGGUGGUGGUGACACUGGUAAUGACUGCAUUGGUACCUCUGUGCGUCAUGGUGCUAAGUCUGUCACCAACUUCGAGUUGCUGCCCCAGCCUCCCCCGGAGCGUGCCCGUGACAACCCAUGGCCCCAAUGGCCCCGCAUCUACCGUGUCGACUACGGUCAUUCCGAGGUCAAGACCCAUAUGGGCAAGGACCCCCGUGAGUACUGUGUCAUGUCCAAGGAAUUCGUCGACGACGGUAGCGGUCGUGUCAAGGGUAUCAACACUGUCCGUAUUGAAUGGACCAAGAGUGCUACUGGCGGCUGGGACAUGAAGACCGUCGAGGGCAGUGAGCAAUUCUUCCCUGCUGACCUUGUUCUUCUUUCUAUGGGAUUCUUGGGCCCCGAGGACCGUCUUCUGGGUGAUGAAAUCGAGCGUGAUGCUCGCAAGAACGUCAAGACACCUCCUGGCCACUACGCCUCCAACAUUCCUGGCGUCUUCGCUGCAGGUGAUUGCCGACGUGGACAGUCUCUCAUUGUCUGGGGUAUCAACGAGGGUCGUCAAUGCGCUCGCGAAGUUGACACCUACCUCAUGGGCAUUAGCUCUCAGCUUCCUGUCACUGGCGGUAUUGUUCGCCGGCCUGCUAUCGAUGCAGUUCCCCAGUCUGCUGAGCAAGUUGUCUCUGCAUAG
Molecule: messenger RNA, 6384 nt
Organism: Aspergillus wentii DTO 134E9
Lineage: Eukaryota; Fungi; Ascomycota; Eurotiomycetes; Eurotiales; Aspergillaceae
Product: glutamate synthase (NADH)
Exons: 5
Coding region: 1-6384 (2127 amino acids)
Molecular function (GO): flavin adenine dinucleotide binding; iron ion binding; glutamate synthase (NADH) activity
Source: RefSeq, a predicted model, not a curated record